This is a messenger RNA of Homo sapiens (human), 1653 nucleotides long. RefSeq names its product tumor protein p53 inducible protein 3 (gene TP53I3). The transcript has 5 exons. Gene Ontology annotation, molecular function: oxidoreductase activity; quinone reductase (NADPH) activity. The record is from RefSeq and is marked reviewed. Bases 509 to 1507 code for a protein of 332 amino acids. NCBI's taxonomy places the organism in Eukaryota, Metazoa, Chordata, Mammalia, Primates, Hominidae.
AGAGGCAGUCCUGGGGCUCUGGGGCUCGGGCUUUGUCACCGGGACCCGCAGGAGCCAGAACCACUCGGCGCCGCCUGGUGCAUGGGAGGGGAGCCGGGCCAGGAGUAAGUAACUCAUACGGGCGCCGGGGACCCGGGUCGGGCUGGGGGCUUCCAACUCAGAGGGAGUGUGAUUUGCCUGAUCCUCUUCGGCGUUGUCCUGCUCUGCCGCAUCCAGCCCUGUACCGCCAUCCCACUUCCCGCCGUUCCCAUCUGUGUUCCGGGUGGGAUCGGUCUGGAGGCGGCCGAGGACUUCCCAGGCAGGAGCUCGGGGCGGAGGCCGGGUCCGCGGCAGACCAGGGCAGCGAGGCGCUGGCCGGCAGGGGGCGCUGCGGUGCCAGCCUGAGGCUGGGCUGCUCCGCGAGGAUACAGCGGCCCCUGCCCUGUCCUGUCCUGCCCUGCCCUGUCCUGUCCUGCCCUGCCCUGCCCUGUCCUGUCCUGCCCUGCCCUGCCCUGUGUCCUCAGACAAUAUGUUAGCCGUGCACUUUGACAAGCCGGGAGGACCGGAAAACCUCUACGUGAAGGAGGUGGCCAAGCCGAGCCCGGGGGAGGGUGAAGUCCUCCUGAAGGUGGCGGCCAGCGCCCUGAACCGGGCGGACUUAAUGCAGAGACAAGGCCAGUAUGACCCACCUCCAGGAGCCAGCAACAUUUUGGGACUUGAGGCAUCUGGACAUGUGGCAGAGCUGGGGCCUGGCUGCCAGGGACACUGGAAGAUCGGGGACACAGCCAUGGCUCUGCUCCCCGGUGGGGGCCAGGCUCAGUACGUCACUGUCCCCGAAGGGCUCCUCAUGCCUAUCCCAGAGGGAUUGACCCUGACCCAGGCUGCAGCCAUCCCAGAGGCCUGGCUCACCGCCUUCCAGCUGUUACAUCUUGUGGGAAAUGUUCAGGCUGGAGACUAUGUGCUAAUCCAUGCAGGACUGAGUGGUGUGGGCACAGCUGCUAUCCAACUCACCCGGAUGGCUGGAGCUAUUCCUCUGGUCACAGCUGGCUCCCAGAAGAAGCUUCAAAUGGCAGAAAAGCUUGGAGCAGCUGCUGGAUUCAAUUACAAAAAAGAGGAUUUCUCUGAAGCAACGCUGAAAUUCACCAAAGGUGCUGGAGUUAAUCUUAUUCUAGACUGCAUAGGCGGAUCCUACUGGGAGAAGAACGUCAACUGCCUGGCUCUUGAUGGUCGAUGGGUUCUCUAUGGUCUGAUGGGAGGAGGUGACAUCAAUGGGCCCCUGUUUUCAAAGCUACUUUUUAAGCGAGGAAGUCUGAUCACCAGUUUGCUGAGGUCUAGGGACAAUAAGUACAAGCAAAUGCUGGUGAAUGCUUUCACGGAGCAAAUUCUGCCUCACUUCUCCACGGAGGGCCCCCAACGUCUGCUGCCGGUUCUGGACAGAAUCUACCCAGUGACCGAAAUCCAGGAGGCCCAUAAGUACAUGGAGGCCAACAAGAACAUAGGCAAGAUCGUCCUGGAACUGCCCCAGUGAAGGAGGAUGGGGCAGGACAGGACGCGGCCACCCCAGGCCUUUCCAGAGCAAACCUGGAGAAGAUUCACAAUAGACAGGCCAAGAAACCCGGUGCUUCCUCCAGAGCCGUUUAAAGCUGAUAUGAGGAAAUAAAGAGUGAACUGGAA